AUGGAUAUUGACGAUGAUAAUUCAGAAGGGACAUCGAAGCUUGCAAAUGAACUGAAUCACUCAGCUGAAAAUAUUUCACAAUCACUGCGUAAGUGCCUAAACAAAUGGAAUAUACUUGAAAAAGUUAACUACGUGGUUACAGACAACGCUGCUUCAAUGCUUAAGGCUUGCGAACUUCUUGAGAAACAAAAUUUACCCAGGUUUGCACAUUCCAUCAAUCUUGUAGUGCAAGAUGCUUUGUCGACGGAAAAGGUCAAAGUAAUUCUAACAAAAUGCAAACGUAUAGUGGCCUACCUAAAAAGCAGCACUAUUGCUUAUGCUAGAUUAAGGAAGGAGCAGGGGGAUGGAAAACAGUAUAGUCUUAUUCAGGAAGUGCCUACAAGGUCGAAUAGCGCGUUUGCUAUGAUGCAACGAAUUUUAGUCAUCAAAGAUGCUAUCUUUUCAGUACUUUUAAGCACACCAAAAGCACCACAGGUUUUUACAGCAGACGAGGUAGAGCAACUUGAAGAUUUGUGUUUAUUAUUGGGACCAUUCAACGCAUAUAAUUCCUCUAGUCUGGGGUUUAGUUUGCACGAUGUUGAAGUCGAAAUUCAAAUUGAAAACAGCUGUGGGAUUAUACACAUCGCUUCAAGUCUGGCUACCCUAUUAGACCCGAGGUUUAAAAGUGAAGGCUUUCGGUCUGCUCAAAAUGUAUCACAAGCAUUUGCUGUACUGGAAAAUGAAUUAGAUGAGGUGAAAAGAAUUACUGUGUCGACAUUGGGGGGCGACAUACAGGAACCGUCAACAUCUAAAAGUAUGGAAGUACCUGAAAUUUACGAAUUUAUGAAAGAAAAACUUUCCUGCAAAAUCAAAUCAAAUAGAGCCGAUUCUAUUAUCGCUUUACGUGAAUAUGCGGAAAAGCCCAAUGAACCUUUAAAUUCAGACCCAUUGGAGUUCUGGAAGACUAGAACGUCUGAUAUGCGACAUUUACAAAUUUUAGCACUAAGGUACCUGUGCAUUCCAGCUACUUCAAGCGAAUCGGAACGAAUGUUCAGCAAGGCUGGGGCCGUAAUAUCCGACAGGCAUACUAGACUUAAGGAAAAAAAUGUAAGCAUGCUCCUUUUUAUAAACAAAAACUCAUGGAUGAUCUCGUAAAUACGUAUUGUUAAACAAGUUCGUUGUUUUCAACUUUUCUGUUAA
This is a messenger RNA of Rhagoletis zephyria (snowberry fruit fly), 1179 nucleotides long. RefSeq names its product zinc finger BED domain-containing protein 1-like. Gene Ontology annotation, molecular function: protein dimerization activity. Lineage: Eukaryota; Metazoa; Arthropoda; Insecta; Diptera; Tephritidae. The record is from RefSeq and is a predicted model, not a curated record.